Molecule: messenger RNA, 1561 nt
Organism: Rhodofomes roseus
Lineage: Eukaryota; Fungi; Basidiomycota; Agaricomycetes; Polyporales; Fomitopsidaceae
Product: histone deacetylase 8
Exons: 7
Coding region: 80-1306 (408 amino acids)
Molecular function (GO): histone deacetylase activity
Source: RefSeq, a predicted model, not a curated record
GUUCACUCUCGCGCGUUGCUCCUCCUCUUCGCCAUCCGGACGCGUCGGCAGCUUUCUCGCUACUCAAUUCUUACAUAAAAUGUCGUCUGAAGACGUGCGGCGGGUAUGUUACAUUGUGUCUAAUGAGCUCGUCAAGGCAUCUUCUCUGCUUCCGUCAAACAAGAACCGUUCUCUGCUGGUUCAUGCACUCGUGAAAGCUUCUGGCCUACUCAACCCUGCGAAUUGUCGAGAUAACACUCAUUUACAAGUCCUCAGACCUGUUCUUGCUGAUGACAAAGAGCUCGGGGCAUAUCAUACUCAGGACUAUCUACAGUUUGUUCUGAAUCCUGCUCAUGCGAGCGCAGCUGAUGAUACGAACUGUGCGGAGUUUGGUCUCGAAGAAGACUGUCCGACCUUCGUUGGACUGAGUGACUACGUUCGCCUCGUUGCAGGAGGCACUCUGACAGCUGCCACCGCUCUCCGAGAGGAUCGUGCUGACGUUGCGAUAUGCUGGGACGGCGGCAGGCAUCACGCUCGCAAGUCAGAAGCAUCCGGGUUCUGCUACGUUGCUGACUGUAUCCUCGCUCUGCUCACUCUCAAACGCAUGCACCGUUGCCCAGACUCGUCCGUCCGACGUCCUCGCGUUAUGUACCUCGACCUGGACCUCCACUUCUCUGACGCAGUAUCUGAGGCAUUCCUCGACUCCUCAGCGACUGCUCUGGGGCCACAGAUCUUGACUCUGUCGAUACACCACAGCACUCCGGGUUUCUUCCCUCAUUCGUAUCUCGCAACGUUGCGGGACCCGUCUGCGGACCGCUUCGAUCCGUUCACGCUUUCGAUGCCGCUCGAUCGUGGGGCUACGGACGCAACGUUCGCUCGCAUAUGGCCUUCCGUCGAGCGCGUCAAGGAAGCAUUUCGGCCGGAGGUCCUAAUUGUCCAGUGCGGCGUCGACGGUCUCGCAGGUGACUCACAUGCAAUAUGGAACUGGUCACUGAACGACGGCGAGGGGAGCCUGGGAUGGUGUGUGGACCGGAUCUGCAAUCAAUGGGGCUGUAAAGUUCUCAUGCUCGGUGGCGGUGGGUACAACCAUCCUAACGCUGCCCGUGCAUGGACAUACUUGACUUCGAUAGCGCUCCGACGUCCUUUAGCUCGGGAUGCCGACAUCCCUGACCACGCUGCGUUUCCGCUCUACGCCCCAUCGUUCACUCUGGACGUCCCAGCGGGCAACGCACCAGACCAGAAUGGCGAUGCAUACCUCGACGAGAUCACGACGUACUUCCACGAAGUAGCGCGGAUGAUUGAAGAGAGGAUGAGCACCUGUACCUGAAGUCAUUGGUGCCUGUGCCAAGAAACAGCCGAGAAGAACUGUUUGUAAGCCGAGUUGGGGGCAGUUCCGCUGAAUGACUUCGCACUUCAUGGUGGGUCCUGAUGGAGUCACGAUAUUGAAGACGAGAGGACGGUAAACGGGCGUCAGCAUUGUAACAUCAUGACACACAAUAGACAUACACUUUCACCAUGUCACUGAUUCUGUAGAGUCUGUAGCGUCGAAAUCAGCGCUGAGCUCCGGCGAGCUUCCUUUGAA